Messenger RNA from Solea solea (common sole), 2935 nucleotides. It is a transcript of the gene thap12a, whose product is annotated as THAP domain containing 12a. NCBI's taxonomy places the organism in Eukaryota, Metazoa, Chordata, Actinopteri, Pleuronectiformes, Soleidae. The transcript has 5 exons. Bases 90 to 2249 code for a protein of 719 amino acids. The record is from RefSeq and is a predicted model, not a curated record.
CAUAUUCUUGUGGCAAGUAACUUGGUAGCUAUAAGCUAACGUUAGCACUUUGACACUCUGAGAACAAAGGUGUAUGAUACAAACUUACGAUGCAGAAUCACUGUGCUGCACCGAAAUGUACGAGUGGCAAGUCCGACCAUCAGCCACUCUUCAGGUUUCCUCGUGACGCAGAAAGGUCCAAGACGUGGGCUGAGAAAUGUCAGAGGAAAGACCUCAUAGACAAAUCGCCGGAGCAGCUGCACAGAUACUACAGACUGUGUGGAAAACAUUUUGACUCGUCUCUGAUUGAUAGUGAUGCUCAGAAUAAAGUGUUAAAGGAUAAUGCCAUACCAACUGUCUUUGAUAUGCCAAGCCAACCUCAAACUGGUCAGAUGAAGCGCACCAAAGAGCAGACCAACAAUGAUGAAAUGGAGAGCAAGGAAAGAAAAAAAGUGAAGAAAUCUCAAGCAGACGCCGAUAAGGAAGAUGUCCCAACUGUUUCAGAGGAAGAGAAUAACAGAGAGUAUCUCAAGUCAUUAUUUGAAGUUCUUGUUCUGUUGGGAGAGCAAAGCAUUCCUCCUUCAGGGCCUGGUGAUGUAAAACAGGAUGGUCUUAAGUCAAGCAACUUUCAGGCAUUGUUAGAAUAUCGCAUGACGUGUGGGGAUGAUGUCCUCAAGAAGAGGUACGAGGAGAAUACGGAGUGCUGCUCUCCAGCUCAGCUGAAUCAGGUGAUUGAGGUGUGUGAGAAAUGGAUCCGCAGCAAGCUGGUGGAAGAAGUUAAGCAACACGGCUGUUUCUCAUUAAUCACUGAUGAUUUGGUGAAGAUCUCAGGAGACUGGUACCUGCCUGUGUUUGUCCGGUUUAUGGACCAGUCUAACCGCCAGUGGGAGAGGUUUUUUGGAUUCCUGAGCUUUGAAGGUGAUGGAGAUACCCUGGCAGAGACACUUGUGUCUGAAAUGACUGACAAAUGGGGCCUGGAUAUGGAACAGUGCAGAGGCCAAGCCCAUUCCUACACUGGGAUACAUUUUAGAAAGAUAAAAGCAUUUUCGGCCAAAGUGAUUGAGAAGUAUCCAAUGGCAGUACUAACACUGAGAUCCACUAGUUUACUGAACAUGUCACUUGCCGAUGGUAUGCCUUUGUCAGGGGUUCAGCUUGUCAUGUCCACCUUGAAGAAGAUAGAGUCGUUCUUCAGUCAGUCCCAAUUACUGCAACUGGAGUUGGAAAACACCAUUUCAAUGUUAUACCAGGACAAAGAGGACAGAGCCAAUGAACUGAAGGAGAUCUGUCGUACCAGCUGGACCAGACAACAUGAUGCAUUUGAGGUGGCCGUGGACAUCCUAGAGGCACUGCUGCUCUGUGUGGAAAGUGUGCAUGAUAAUGAAGAGAUAAAGUGGAGCGAUCUAGUCGCACAUGAUGCCUUAGAGAUUUCAAAAGCACUGACCGAUUUUGAGUUUGUCAUGGCAUUGGUCGUGCUCAAAAACACAAUGACACUUACUCUGGCAUUUGGGAAGAAUAUGCAAGGGAAAGAAUCAGAUGUCCAUUUCGCUGCAACCAGUUUAAAUGCUGUACUGCACUCACUGAAGGAAGUGUCAGACAACAUCGAUGUAUAUCAUGAGUUCUGGAAUGACGAGGCAGUUAAUCUAGCCACUGCCAUGGACAUCCCAGUAAAGCUUCCUCGGUCACACUUGAGAAAGCAUCCAUCAGACUUUGGAACCACCCAACCAGAUAGUUACUACAAGAAUCACCUGUCUGUUCCUAUGGUGAACCACAUCAUCCAAGAAGUUAAUGAGCUCUUCAGUGAGGACCACCUGAAGUUCCUGAGAGGUCUGUCACUAGUCCCUGCCCUCAUCGAGCAACAGAAGUCUAGUGAACCUGAAGAGGAGAGCAUACAGGUGUUUAAAAAUUACAUCCCAAAUGCAGCAACCCUAUCUGCUGAGCUCCACUGUUGGUGGGUUAAAUGGAGCAAAAAGGUCAAAGGUGAAACAAUACCUUCCAAUCUCCAUGAAACACUGCAGCUGGCAGACGUGAAGUUCUUUCCAAACAUGCUUGCUGUCCUGAGAUUAAUCGGUAUUCUGCCAACCUUGGCUCUGGAGGACAGCCGCAAUGUAGCCUAUAAGCGCUUCAAAAUGUAUAUGGAGAACACCCCUGACCAAUUCAAAUCAAAAAGUCUUGCACUUUUAAACAUGAACUAUGAUGUUGAGUUUGAUCUGGAUUCAAUGGUUGAGAGCUAUAUGAAAACAUACCCUGACAGAGAAGAAAAUCAGGUGUGAUAUUGUACUUUCUGGAUAGAUAAUCCGUAUCUUGGCUCAUAAUGUACAGAUUGUGUAUGUCUGUCUUUGUCUUUUGCCCUUAUGUUAAUUUUCUUUAAUAAAAUGUAGAAUCUAAAUGAAUAAAGGGGACAACUGGACCAAAAAACAUUUAUUUUGUCUCCAUUGGUUCUAAAGGAAUUGUGUUAUAGACUGGGUUUAGAGUUAUGUACAUUUUCAAAGUAUGUGUGCGUCACCUAAUGGUAUUUAAUAAAGUGGGUAAGGGGGAACAGAUCAACCAUAAAUCUCUCCUUUACAUGAAAAUAAAUAAAAUACAUUCUUUGGUUGAAUAACUUCAUACAUUUGUACUUCAUGGAUUUCAUGAUUUAAAUUGACCCUGUUCUAAAAUAAUCAAAGCUAGUGCUAAUGUAAAGCAGCAUGACACUGAAAUUCUCCUGUAAAUAAAUAGCCCUGAAUUUUUCACCACUGCCCUGCGUCUCACCAUCCAUCUUCCUCUUUGGCAGCUGCAUCUGUGAAUGCAGUGUGAGCCCUGUUGGUAAACAGCUGAGUCACAAGCUGCUCUGAAGGUCAGAUUUCCAGUGUGGUGCUUUGUUUUGAUUAAAUCUGAUGCGAUCGAAGACUCACAUCACUUGAUCCAUGUACAAUGUUUGCAUUACAAUGAACUGCCUGAAUAAAAAAAAGAUAUUUGA